CUCCCUCCCUCCGCCUCCAUCUCUGGCCCGUCGCUGGUGGCGUAACCGGGUCUUGUUGAAAGCCGCGUCAGCCGCCGCCGCCGCCGCGCUGGGUGUGAGUGGCAGCCGGUCUACGAAGGGAGGAGGAAUGGGGGGAGCGGCCCGCCGUGGUCCCCUUCGCGCCUAAGAGGAGCCGCCGCCGCCGCCGCCUCCCCGGGCCCGCUGUGGCUGCUGGAGCCAUGGACAAAGCCGUCGGUGGGCAGAAUGUGAAACUGUCUGCAGAGGUAGAACCAUUCAUUCCUCAGAAGAAGGGUCCGGAUUCACUCAUGAUGCCCGUGGCGCUGCCCAAUGACGGAGGAAGCGUUACUGGCGUGGAACCAACUCCUAUUCCCAGCUACCUGAUUACCUGCUAUCCGUUUGUUCAGGAAAACCAGUCCAAUAGGCAACUUCCCCUGUACAAUAAUGACAUCAGGUGGCAACAACCGAACCAGAACUCCACCGGCCCGUACCUCGCUUACCCCAUUGUGUCAGCCCAGCCGCCUGUGUCAGCUGAAUACACCUAUUACCAACUGAUGCCAGCGCCGUGCGCUCAGGUCAUGGGCUUCUACCACCCGUUCCCAGCGCCGUACUCAGCACCCUUCCAGACAGCAAGCGCUCUGAGCACUGUCGCUGCAGAAUGCGCAGAUCGUCCGACGCAGCCGAGUCAGGGUUUUCCAUUGUGUAGGCAGAGGAGCAGAAGUGCCACCCGGGGACCAGUCGUGCAAAAACAGCAGCCUUCGCAGGUGCACAUAAAGAGCAGGAGACCUCCAGUGAAAAGCGUGGCUACUCAGAAAGAGACGGGCACAUCAUGGCCUGAGAGCAGACCGAAAAUCGUGUUGCUUGUGGACGCCUGCCAGCAAACAGACUUCCCCUCGGAGAUAGCCAACAAGUCGCUCUCAGAGAGCAUGACCACGAUGCACUGGAAACCAAAAGGCCGCCGCCGGCGGACUUCCCACCUGGCAGAAUCCUCUAGCGAGCAAGGGGCCAGCGAGGCAGACAUCGACAGCGAUAGCGGCUACUGCAGCCCCAAACACAGCAACCAGGCCGCGGCCGUGACCUCAAGAAGCGGGGACCCCCUUGCGCCAAACAUUGGGGAGUCGUCAGCCCAUUCAGGGGGCGUCGCUUGGGUCAACGUCAGCUCCCAGGCUACUCAGAAAAAGCCCUGGCUGGAGAGAACGCCAUCUUUCACCAGAGGGGGAAGGCCGCUUGAGCACCGCAGUAAUUCGCAGCCUGCCUUUCGAUGUAGAGGACAUAGCACAUCUUCAGAAAGAAGGCAAAACUUGCAGAAACCCAUAGCAGGAUGCCAGUCAAGGAGAAAAGACCAAAGUCCUGAGCCUUUAUAUUUUCAGGAUGAAGAAGAAUUUCCAGAAUUAAAUAGCGAUAGUGGAAAUUCUAAAAGUGCUAAUAUGCAGCAGAAACAUGCACCAAAAGUGUUGGACGACUUGCCUGAGAAUUCCCCAAUCAAUAUUGUGCAGACUCCAAUUCCAAUCACUACCUCUGUUCCAAAGCGGGCAAAAAGUCAAAAGAAGAAAGCUCUGGCCGCAGCGUUGGCCACAGCUCAGGAGUAUUCGGAAAUCAGCAUGGAGCAGAGGAAACUGCAGGAAGCCGUUUCCAAAGCAGCUGGGAAAAAGAGCAAGACGCCCGUGCAGUUGGACUUGGGCGAUAUGCUGGCGGCCCUAGAGAAGCAGCAGCAAGCCAUGAAAGCACGCCAGAUUACCAAUACCAGGCCCCUCUCGUACACAGUUGGCAGCCCGGCUCCUUUUCAUGCCAAAGAACCCGCUGACCGAAAAUCUUUACCUAAAGGUCAGCCUUCGUUGGGUUGCCUCAAUCCGUUGGAUUCCACUGCCCCAAAAAUGAAACGAGGGAAGGAGAGAGAGCUUUCAAAGUUGAAGCGUCCCACAGCACUUAAAAAGAUUAUCUUGAAAGAGAGGGAAGAGAAGAAAGGCCGCUCGUCUGUUGAUCAAAGCCUUCUGGGCGCUGACGAAGAACAAGAGGUUCCUCUGGAUCUGAGUGCCAACCAGUCAGAUGAUCAGGCGUCUCAAGAAGAAACGGGCCUGAGCGUGCCCAGUGACGCUUCGCUCUCUCCAGCCAGCCAGAACUCUCCCUACUGCAUGACUCCAGUUUCCCAAGGAUCUCCGGCCAGUUCAGGGAUCGGAAGUCCAAUGGCAUCUUCAACAAUAACCAAAAUUCACAGCAAGCGAUUCAGAGAGUACUGUAACCAAGUCCUAAGCAAAGAGAUAGACGAGUGCGUGACUCUCCUGUUGCAAGAGCUCGUCAGCUUCCAAGAACGCAUUUACCAAAAAGACCCCAUGAGAGCGAAGGCCAAGAGGAGGCUCGUGAUGGGCCUGCGAGAGGUGACCAAGCACAUGAAGCUCAGCAAGAUCAAGUGUGUCAUCAUUUCUCCCAACUGCGAGAAAAUCCAGUCGAAAGGUGGAUUGGAUGAAGCCCUGUAUAACGUAAUAGCUAUGGCUCGGGAGCAAGAAAUCCCUUUCGUCUUUGCCCUUGGGCGUAAAGCACUGGGCCGCUGCGUGAACAAGCUAGUUCCAGUGAGCGUGGUGGGAAUCUUCAAUUAUUCUGGUGCUGAGAACCUCUUCAAUAAACUGGUGUCGCUGACGGAAGAGGCCCGGCAGGCCUACCGAGACAUGGUUUCAGCCAUGGAGCAAGAGCAAGAAGAGGCCUUGAAGAACAUCAAAAAAGUGCCCCACCACAUGGGCCAUUCGCGGAACCCUUCGGCAGCCAGCGCCAUUUCGUUCUGCAGCGUUAUUUCCGAGCCCAUCUCGGAGGUGAACGAAAAGGAGUACGAAACCAAUUGGAGGAACAUGGUGGAAACAUCUGACGGUCUGGAAGCCCCUGAGAAUGAAAGAGGAGCCUGUUGUAAGGUCGCCGCUCCAGAAGAACCUGUCAACCCUAAGGCGGGGGCAACGGCGACAAUGAGUUCCACCACGGCGACGGCUGCUAAUAAACAGCUCCUCCUAGCCACGGCUGGGAUCGCUUCGGUGGUGAUUCACGGGAAAGGGCAAAGUGGGAAAGAAGAAGCGAAGCCGGACGAUCUGGAAUGGGCCUCUCAGCAGAGCACAGACACGGGGUCCUUGGACGGCAGCUGCAGGGAUAUUUUGAACUCCUCCAUGACCAGCACGACCAGUACGCUUGUCCCAGGAAUGCUGGAGGAAGAGGAGGAUGAAGAAGAGGAGGACGAAGACGACUAUGCUCACCAACCCAUCCCUGAGGAAGUCCAGCUCAACAGCAGGAUUGAAUCUUGGGUCUCCGAGACCCAGCGGACUAUGGAGACCCUCCAGUUGGGAAAGAGCCUCAGUAGCGCCGAGGAUAACACGGAGCAAAGCGAGGAGGAAGAGCUAGAAACCCCCGAGCAGGUCGAUCCGGUCGCCGACAGCGAAGAGUGGAUGGCGGACAAGCAGGCGUGUAAAUCUCAGCAGAAGAUUCCCGCCUGCGGGCCUGUAGAUACCAAGUGUACAGACUCUAACUAUAUACCAUAAAUGCAAUCGCAAACUCAGGAAACUUUCAUAUUUAAAAAAAACACAUAACUGUUGUAAGGAUUUGCAGCCAUGGCUUUUGCGUGCGUCAUCUCGGCAUUUUGCACUCUUGUCGUGUUAAUAAGUAUAUUUAAUUCACAACAUAAAUAUUUUUUGUAGCUCUCGGUUACUUUUUCCAUUACGAAGCUAGUGCGUGUGUGUGUGUGAGGAAUAUCCCUGUGUCUCCCGGAAAAGAUGAUGUGUGUGGAAACUGUCACUAGGUUAAACAUUUAGCUGUGUUUUUGGGGGCUCAAGAAUGACCAUUAUGCAAAAUUCUCAGACUGUAACUUUUCUGAAACCUGACGACAGCGACCAAUAUUUGCUUUGUCGUUUGUAUCUCACCCUGAAAGUGUUUUGCCCUGUAUCGUAAUGUACCAGAACUGAGAACAGAAACAACGCAUUGGCAAAGGCUUUAGGUAUGUUCGUUCGCAGCCUGAUCUGGUUUACAGCGCAGCUAGAAAAAACGACUGCUAAUGUGUCUCCACCACACUCCAGAAAUUUUCACUAGCCUUCCAGGAUGCGUAUGUGUUUGAGGGACACUGCUCUUGAGAUCUUCGUUCCGACCUGCUUAAAACCUGUUUGGCACGGCAUUCUGGGAAAGAUGCCGACUCCUUUUAACAUUGUCACUGUGUCUGCGAGGACCGUCAAGGGGACCGAUUGCUACGGCAGCAUUUUUUUACCUUUGCGUUUUUUUGACCCGUAUCCCAGCUCUUUACUUAUCUCAGGAAUGUGAAUACAUUUUCAUAAAUUGUAUGUAACUAUGAAAAACAAAAAACCCACCCAAGUUGAAGAAUUGGACUCUUCACCAGAUGGUUCGCCACCACUGAGCUAGAUGCUGUGGCUAGGUUUAGUAGUGGGGGAUUUGUCUUUAGCAGGCGUCAAGCCUCACCGCGUCUUGCCUUGGGUUAGUUUGUGAGAGUUUUUUGGAUCUUAAGAGUACAAACUCUCCUGUUGCGUAGCAUUGGGCAGCGCGGAGAAACAGAUCUUCAAAACCAUAAGAGAGAAACGUGAUUCACCAAGGGGGGUGGGGGGUGGAAUUGAUUCAUUUUGAAAGAAAACGUUUCGGGCAUCUUUACGCUGCUCUUAGUAUUAACUUGCUGAAAAUAGAGAACAAAAAUCUAGCUUUUGCAUGCUUUUGAGUUUUCCAACUUUGCUCUGUACUGAGCGUCAGUGAAAGUACCCCUGGUAAGCUGCAUGCAUUUUAAUGGUGAAUGUAGGGUUUUUGUCUUUUAGUUUAUGAGUAGUGCAAAAACCACACACUUUAUGAAGUGUGGAACUUCCAGCGAGAAAAAUAUAUGUGUGUAUAUAUAUAUAUUUCGCACUUAGUACCUGUUCACAUAAUCAUUUGAGACCAACGGUUUUAAGCAUUUUCGAAACUAGCUUUUUUAUAUACAUUUUGCAGGGGAAAGCCCAGAACCGGUGUCUUAAAAGUGAAUACUGUCACAAAACGUGGGGAAUAUAGCAGUAAAAAAAACCAAAAAAAACCCCCAAAACCAGUGUGUGAGGUAGUUCCUGGGCACGUGUUAAACAGGAGGAAGUCUUGAGUUCUCAAAUGACUGCGUGCAUCCUGGCUGGGUAAUCGCAGACUGGCGUCUCCCCCCGCCCAUUCCUUUUUUGGGAACUAGCAACUCAAACACCUGUUUCUUGUGGCUCUUAAAGCAACAGUCUGAGCGUAGAUUGCGUUAAGAUGCUCAGCUGCUACGUAAAAGGAAAGAAUUGCAUAUCCAGCAUUGAUUAUCGACCAACAUAGAGUUCCAAGUUUGGUAAAGGAAGCCUGUUGCCUCACAGUUUGUUAGUAGGAACCCCCACCGCCACCCCCUCCAAUUGCAGCAAAUCUCUUUUGGGGCAAACAGGGCAUCGAUCAACAAAGCUAUCCUCCCUUCCGGUAAGUGGCCACAAUGCCCCAGUUGGGAAUAAAUGCGAUUUUAUGCAUGCGCGCGCUCGGAGAAUGUUCAUUUCUAUUCCACAUUAGGAAAGCUUUUCCAAUUUUUGUGCAGUGAGAGGUGUGUGUGUAUAUAUGUAUCUGUAUUGUCUCCUCUAAAUGAUGUCCACGUUCCAUUUCUUCCGUUAGCUUUAAACGCCAAGGUAGUUUUGAGUGUUACCUAUUAUGAUUUCUAUAUUGGCACGGACAGUUAAGCUCUUGUACACUGAAGGAAGGCUUGUUUCCGCUAUCGUAUGUGGGUACAAUUUUUAGAUUCGGCAAAUAUUUACUCCUUUUAAAUACCCUGUUAAGUGAACUUUUAUGAAAAGUAGCAUUGGAAGUAAGGGGCUGUAGGAGAAAGAUGGCGACACGUCAGAUGGUCAUUAAAGCGAACUGUUUGAGAUGAUUGGUUAGAAAAGUAUUUGUAAACCUCUAGAUUUUGUACAGCAAUCUUUCCGUGGAAAGCAGAAACACGCAGAGGGCCUGAAGCACAGAGCCUUGGGUAGUCACGCAAGAGGUUGGCAUCUGUAGGCUAUCUGUAGGCUAUUAAAAAUCACAGUGUGUGUUCAAGAUUCCCAACAAAACCCUGGAAUCUGUUUCCUUCCCUGUCCCCUUUUUAAAAAUUUUAGACAGUGUAUUUAACAGGUUCAAAUCUUGAUCAGCGACUUCUUGUAUCUGACCACUUUUUUAAAAAAGGAAAAGAGGAUAACCUCUGGUUUAACGCACUCGUCAGAAUUCUGAAAGUGACACACGGGUGAAAACUUACGAUGUUCUUGGGGGGAGGGGGGGAGGGCUAGAUAUGCACAGUGUUGUUGGGUCCAGUUCUUUAACUGGACAGUUGUUCAAUUUUAGUAGCAUGUGGGCAAAAAAAGUAUUGUUGGAAAAGCUGCUGUUUGCUGGAGUUGUCACAGUGUUUGGGGUUUUUUUUUUUUUUUAAAAACUUUUGAAGUUGUGCCAACUAAUCAAGAUAUUCAGUCAACCAGAUUUUAAUCACUAAUUCAGUAUGUAACCUUUGUUAAAGUAACUGGCGUACCUGGAAAUUGUGCAGCUUUCUUCCCAGUCUUAACACACAGAAAUAGUAAGAAAACACCGAUUUAAAUCAAAUUAACAGGUUUUUUUUUUAAAAAAAGGGUCAGCAGAAAUGGCACAGCCCAAUUAAUGUUCAUGGGUGGUUAGUGUAUCUCUUUUUUUCUUUUUAAAGAAAGGCUGUAAUAAAGUAACAUCUGUUAAUCUUUGAUACCUUUGUUUGUAGUAACAAAACUUAGACUUAAACUAGAAAAUCAUUACCAAUUGUACCAUAAAGAGGUUGCCUGUCUCCUUUUACUUUUAUGAAGGAUAAUUGUUCUAUCGUACUUUUUGGGGGCGGGGGAGUAAUAACGGCUUUUUGCACUAUGUAAAUACUAGUGGGGGUUCUUCCAUAAUGAAUAAAACAAUUAUUUAAGA
This is a messenger RNA of Sphaerodactylus townsendi, 6912 nucleotides long. RefSeq names its product SECIS binding protein 2 like (gene SECISBP2L). The record is from RefSeq and is a predicted model, not a curated record. Gene Ontology annotation, cellular component: ribonucleoprotein complex. Lineage: Eukaryota; Metazoa; Chordata; Lepidosauria; Squamata; Sphaerodactylidae. The coding region runs from base 219 to 3512 and encodes 1097 amino acids. Gene Ontology annotation, molecular function: ribonucleoprotein complex binding; selenocysteine insertion sequence binding; mRNA 3'-UTR binding. The transcript is spliced from 19 exons. Gene Ontology annotation, biological process: selenocysteine incorporation.